This is a messenger RNA of Trypanosoma brucei brucei TREU927, 2310 nucleotides long. Its product is annotated as adaptin complex 4 subunit, putative. The record is from RefSeq and is a predicted model, not a curated record. Gene Ontology annotation, molecular function: clathrin binding. The transcript has a single exon. Bases 1 to 2310 code for a protein of 769 amino acids. Gene Ontology annotation, biological process: vesicle-mediated transport; intracellular protein transport. NCBI's taxonomy places the organism in Eukaryota, Euglenozoa, Kinetoplastea, Trypanosomatida, Trypanosomatidae. Gene Ontology annotation, cellular component: membrane coat; clathrin adaptor complex.
AUGGAAACCUCAUGUGCCUCUGCAGAAGUGCGUAAUGAAUUGAGUAAAUUAUUGCAGCGGUUUCAAGAUCCAGAGGUUCAGUUUGACCCCAUUCAAAAACGUGGAGUCAUAAGUAAGGUGAUUGGUUACAUGACGAUGGGUGUUGACACUUCAUGUCUCUUUCCACACUUGACACUUGCAUGUGAGACGACAGACUUUGUCACCAAGAAACUCGUUUACCUUUAUCUCAGCAAUCAUGCAGAGAAGAAUCCUGAAGUGGCGUUACUUUGUAUAAACACACUUAUUAAAGAGUGUAAGGAACAAAGUCCCAUUGUGCGAGGACUUGCGCUGCGCUCCCUUUCUUCCCUUCGGUUGCCACAACUGUUUGAGUACUUAUUUCCUGUCCUAAAGACUGCCUUCACCGAUCCAUCCCCUUAUGUGCGCAAGACGGCGUGCACAUGCGCCCUUAGAGUUUUCCGCGCGUCACCCGCGGAGUUUCGCAGGCAUCAGUUUCUCAACAACGUCCUAAAGGCCUUGCAGGAUAGCGAUGCUCUGGUGUGUGGGAAUGCAUUGGCAGUGCUUCUUGAAGUCUCCCGCGAAGCCGAAGCUAAUGGUUGUACGGAAGGUGUUUUGCAUGUGACAAAACCUUUAUUGUACCAACUGCUAAACAUCAUGAAACGCGUCUCCGAGUACCACCGCGUGCAGAUUAUUAGCCUCAUACAUAAAUACGUACCUCAAGAUGAGAGUGAAAUGUAUGACAUUAUGAAUUUAUUGGAUGAACACCUCCAGACGAGGAAUAGCGGUACUGUACUAAGUGUGUGCAAGGCUUUGUUUCACCUGACGCAGAAUCACCCUGCGAUGUAUUCUGAGGUUCUCAGUCGCUUAAAGGCCCCGCUUCUUACGCUAGUGUCGUCGUGCACUGGAACAGAGGCGGUGUAUCCUGUGCUAUGUCAUAUUAAGCUGCUGCUGCAACAUGAGCCCCGGCUUUUUCAGGAUGCAUACAAGUCAUUCUAUUGCCGCAACGGGGACCCAACCUAUACAAAGACGGUUAAGAUGGAUAUACUUAGUAUGUUAGUGACUCCCACCUCGGUAGGAGAUAUUCUCAAUGAAUUUGUAGCGUAUGCGCACGAACGUGGAAGCAGCGCGGUGUCAUGUGCCGCCAUCGAGGCGAUUGGCCGAAUCCCAUUGAAACUACCAGCGAUGGUGGAGGAUGUGACGAAGCAUCUCGUUACAUUCCUGGAGAGCAGUGUUGAGUACGUACGUAACACGAGCAUCACGGUCAUGAAGGGCGUUCUGAAAAAUCGUCGGUAUAUUCCCACGGUCCAAUUGUUUCUUGAGAAGCUGAUGGAAUCAUAUCGUGAGAUGGAUGUGGUGGAACCUGAGAGCUCCGUAGCGCUUGUGUGGCUUCUCGGCGAGUAUGGUGAGCACAUAGAAGAGGCGCCGUAUAUUUUGGAGGAGAUGUGUAAUGAUUCUCUUCUCAAGCGCCCAGCAGAGUUCCUUCGACAGUUUCUUACAUCCUCCAUAACAUUGUUCUUCAAACGCCCACCGGAAAUGCAACGCGUUCUAGGACGGAUGUUCCAACUGCUUGCCAAUGACUUCACACAUCCAGAUGUUCACGACCAGGUGCGUCUCUACUAUCGGUUACUCCGAGAGAACCCAGAAGUAGCUUCCUACGUAAUAUGCGCCCCGAAGUCUGACAUUAUCGAGUUUGCAGAGGAGCGGAACGCGGAACUCAAGGAUAAACUCUUUGAUGAGUUCAAUACACUCUCUGUUGUGUAUUUCCGACCGAGUGAAGAAUUUGUCCGCGACUCUGCACCACGCACAGGCGAUGAUGACGAUGAUAAAACUGAAGAUGAAGAACAGGAAGACGAUCCCACACAUGACGAGGAUGGGAAUAAGACAACACACGAGGGGAUAGCAGGCCACAAUGUCUCCACUUUGCCUAACGUUUCUCAUCCUCAUUUGGAAAGCAACUUUAGUCUCUCAGUUGAUGCGAGCAUGGAACUGCACGAGUUUGAGCAUCGCUGGAUCUCGCUUGGUGAUUCAGUUGUGACGACAGCCAACAUGCAAUUGCGGCUGCGCAGUGUCCCUGACAUGGAAAUGUUUGAAGAUGCACUUGACGUGUGUGGAGUCGUCAUGCUUACGGCUGGUCCUCACAAUGAUGGUGAUAGAUGCUUUUUGUAUGCGCAAGAAGAGGGCGCAAUGGGAGCGUACUUUCUACUGGAGGUAUGCCUGUCGAGGAAUGGUAUGGUAAACGUUAAGGUGAAGUCCGACAGCGCUCACAUGCAGCAAUUUUUGCAACAUUUUCACAAAAUCAUGGAUCAGUUUUGA